Molecule: messenger RNA, 3669 nt
Organism: Angiostrongylus costaricensis
Lineage: Eukaryota; Metazoa; Nematoda; Chromadorea; Rhabditida; Metastrongylidae
Source: the annotation of a GenBank genome assembly
AUGAAACCGUAUAAGAAAAUGUUACAGAUCGUUGAAAACAUGCUCCAUCCAAACUGUGUGCUGUUGCAAUCACAGGCCUUCCACGCAGAGAGCCUAUCUUCAUCUAACGCAACUUAUGAUGAUGUACGUGGAGAAAUAGACUGCAAGACAGUAUUACCACUAAGCGAAAUCCAGACAUUGUCAGAACAGCAGCAUCCAUGUCCCACUUCGGCUGCGGAUCCAAACAAACGUCUUGUGAAAAAACGAGUGCGAAAGAAGCCAUUACAACCAAUAAGAACAAAGGAUAGACAGAGACCGUUCUCUUCACGGUCUUCCAAUCCAGAACCAGUGGCACAAGUUCCAAACUUGAUUUCAUAUAAUUCGCUGCUUGUCAAUGAAGCGAUUAAGCUUCUCACCUCUAAAGGCUUGCACAGUGGCUACAUUGAAUAUCUGCGUUCAAAUACCGAUGAAAGCAUUAAACGUUCAUUGUACGAAGCUUUUUUGUCUCGAAGGAUUCACUGUCCGCUUUGUCCAGUUAGUGCUGAGAAGCUUGCAAAUGCAGUCCAGUACCAGUUGCACAUGCUUGAGCGUCACUCUUGCGCUCAUUUAUACGCGUGCCAUUUUUGUGGGAUGGUGUUUCCUUCUUUGGAAGCUCUUAAGAUACAUGAUAACUGUGCUGAAUUUGAUGCAACUUUCUUUGAAAAUGUUGAUUCAUCAGAUGAAAUACAGGGUGGAGUACCUAGCUGUGGCCCUAACCUUUGUGUUGACUCAAACGGACUUAUUUAUGGAGGAGUAUCUUCUGCUAUAUUCAGAACGAAAUUUUUGAAGGAAGUUGUAGAUCCAUGGGAAAGUGUUACAAUGAAAAAAAAACUGAAUAGGUUGAAGCGAAAGCUUAGCGAUCCUGAUUGUAUAGUGGAUCCAGAUGAGGUUGACGUCGAGGGCUUCAUAAACGGCAAGAAUUUUAGCAAGGGAGAUGGUUUUGAUUUCGGGGCAGACUUAAAAACGAACGGAUACUUCUACACAGCAGUGAACUCUAAAGAGGAAACAGAGUAUUCUUCUAAGCUAUAUAAUUCUUCGGAAACUCAGUGCGAAUGUAUUACGGGAGAGUCCGAGUUUGGAAAUGGUUCGAAACUUGCAUGCGAUAUUUCGCAGAAGUUCUCUACAAAUUGCCGACUAUACGCAAGAAAGGUGCUGUGUGUGUUCGCUGGGAAUGGAAUUCCAAAUAGUAGAAUAAAGUGUUGGGAGUGUUCAUCAACAGUUUGUUCUAUUUUUGGAUUGCGCGUGCACAUGGCUAUUUAUCAUGGUAUUUUCUUGAAAACGGAGGAGACGUCGAACAAUGCAGAGAUCUUAAAAUAUAUACCAAAGUUUACCAAUUCUACUACUCGUGCUAUAAAUGCUUCUAUCGGUCUCACGCCUGAUGGUUGUCUUCCUGUUAACCUUGAGGAGAAGAAGAAGGAUGCACUCGUUGCAAAGCUGAAAUCAGAUCAGGGGGCUCCUCCUUCGACAUCCUCUCAGACAUCUUCAACAGCUUCUUCAAUUGCAUCGUCAAAAAGUAAAAACAUCGAGGCUGAAGUGGAAACUCCUCCAGUUAUCAUCUUACAUGCUGAUUCUUCCCCUUUAGAACAAAUAUUAGAUUGCCCGGAACCACCUUCCGUUCAAAUAAUUGACCAUGUGGACCAGACCUCCCCUACUGAAGCUACCACAGUACAUGAUGUUAACGCCCCAUGUGCACAAGAUGACAUCACUAGUUCUCGUAUGACGCCGCAGGGUUUUUCGUACAAGGAAGUUGAUAUUGAUGAGAUUGACGGAUUUGUCCACUCAACACAUAAAAAAUAUCAUCAGGCAAAUUCGUCGUCAUCAAGUCUUUUCGAUGCAUUGUUUCUUGAAGAGGAAUCAAGACCUAUAAGUAGCGGUUUCGCCGUUUCUCGCCUUAAUGUUUACGGUAUAGGAAAAUUGGAUACAGUGUUGUUAUACAUGAUUAACGCUGAACAUAAAUAUAUCUAUGCAAAGUGCAAUUUCUGUGCCUUCCGUAUUAGACGAGAUCGAAUUGUGGCACAUUUGCUUUCUGAAUGCUACAUGGCACCUUGUAUACUUUGCGGUGCUAAGUUGUUUCGAAGAAGUGAACGUACUGGCCAUUGGAAAUCUCAUAGCGGAGUAAUGCAUAGUGGUCAAGGUAAUGGCCGUUCUAAAGCGUUGACCGCUGGUGUUGACCACUACAUGCAAAGUCAUACAUCAAAUCUGUGCUGCUUAUCCUGUAAAACCGAACCACUUGAGACUUUACGGGAGCAUGUAUUGUUGAUUCACGUGAAGGAGUCUACUGAAGUUGUUGCACCUAAACCUACUCUUUUGAGAUGCUCUCAGAUAGAACUGUUCAAGGACACAUUGCAAGAAUAUUUAACUCCUUGUGCUUCCAAGGGAAAGAAAAAGGAGGGAUCAGAUUGUCGCCAAUUAGAAAACGAUCAAGAAAGCGAUUUCACGAAUCCGUCGAAUUCUGGUGCAGUACUUCCAACACUUUUAGAAAAUUCCUCUGGAGACGAUGACGUUAUGGAAAUUCCCACAUUGCAUAGUGAUGAGUUCGAUCGAAUGGAAACCAAUGAUUUACGAGAUGGAACUUCCCCUUCGUUGCUGGAGAGGCAGCGACAGCAUUCUUCAUCGUCAAACUGUGUGGCUCCCAUUGUGCAUAAUGUCAAUGAAGGAGAUGAUGAAUGCAUGAUGCUUGACGUUAUUGAGUUACCAACUGGGGUUGUCUCUCACGCAGUUGCUGCUACACGAGAGAAGAAGUACAAGUGCUCGAUGUGUAGCCAAACAUUUCUUAGGAAGUCCACUUGUCGUUAUCACGAGCAAAAUUCGCACCGAAACGAUAUCAUAUCUGAUCUUUGCAGCGAGGUUUACGGUGUGCCUCUAGACGAAGACUCCCUCUUGUACAUUUGUCAGCAGUGCGCCGUGGCAUUUGAAGAUCCACAGAGGGCCCGUCGUCAUAUAUGUGAGCACAUGAAGAAGGGUCUUGCAUUCCCAUGUGAAAUGUGCAGCAGUAUCUGUCUGACGCAGUCCAAUCUUCAUGAACAUCGGCAGAAACACGAGAGCGGAAAAUUAUCAUAUCGUUGCUUGAAUUGCACUCCGAACAAAAUAUACCAUGAUGAAGCUGCUAUUUAUUAUCAUCUACAUGUAGAUCAUGGCGUGCCUAUCAUUGCUUUUUGUAAGAACUGUUUGGUAGGUUCGGCUAAUAUGGACCGUAUUUUUGGGCACAUUAUGUACCGCGAAUGUUCAGGUGGUAAAUGGUCGAAUCCACAUAUUUCUGUUCCAACAUUGUUGCGUUCACUUGGAUUUGCUGUGGCGUCUGAUCUCUAUUUUCAACCAAAAGACGAAGCACUACAUACGCAAGCGGAAAAGGUGAAGGGUCGGUUCGCCGUACCAACACAAUGUAGUCAUCGCUCGUUUAUUAGGUUUGGAGAAGCAUUUACGACUUGUCCAGAAGAUCCGUCCAAAUGUUUUGCUUUGGUAAAUCAAAAUCGCUGGCAUUCAUAUCUGUGUGCCACGAAUCGUGAAGCACCAGGAGAAAUGCCUUCAGUUUUGCCCGAAACGGUUGUCAAGAAAGUGCGUUCUGAGAAUAUGAUUGAUAUGCUUUAUUCACGAUUCAAAACCAGUGCAAUGAAUUGUCAACGUUUUGCCGAUCUCUGUAUUGGUAUGUGA